Messenger RNA from Monosiga brevicollis MX1, 918 nucleotides. RefSeq lists its product as uncharacterized. The coding region runs from base 1 to 918 and encodes 305 amino acids. Gene Ontology annotation, molecular function: galactosylgalactosylxylosylprotein 3-beta-glucuronosyltransferase activity. NCBI's taxonomy places the organism in Eukaryota, Choanoflagellata, Craspedida, Salpingoecidae. Gene Ontology annotation, cellular component: Golgi membrane. The record is from RefSeq and is a predicted model, not a curated record. The transcript is spliced from 6 exons. Gene Ontology annotation, biological process: carbohydrate metabolic process; chondroitin sulfate proteoglycan biosynthetic process.
AUGCUCUUUCCGUCUGUGAUCAGUGCGUCGAGUCAAUGUGUUGCACCUGCCUGUCUCACAUUGGAUUUGGGUGGACAAUGGCACGGACUGCAUCAGGAGAAACAGCAACGCGAGCUCGUAGCGCAGCAACAAGAGCAGGCCAAGGCUGCCCUGCCCACCAUUUACUUGGUGACACCGACGUAUGCGCGUUCGUCCCAACAUGUCGACUUGACACGCUUUUGCUACACGAUACGGCAGGUACCCAAAGUUCAUUGGAUUGUGGUUGAGGACGCCGAAGUUCAUUCGCCCGAAGUUCGGCGGAUUUUAAACGACUGCGAGGUGGCCUUUUCACAUCUGGUGGCCCUCACACCACCGCGAGAAAAUGCACAAAUUUGCAGAAAGGUUGACAGCCAACCACGAGGCGUGAAGCAGCGGAAUACGGGGCUGGUGGAGCUGCGCCGCCUCUUGUCUCUGAACGGUGGACGGGAUGGUGUGGUGUACUUUGCCGACGAUGACAAUACUUACAGCUUGGAAAUUUUCGAGCGCAUGCGCCACAUCAAGGCGGUCGGCGUUUGGCGUGUAGCCUUUGUGGGGGGACUCUCAUAUGAAGGGCCCGUGGUGGACAUGGGGCCGAAUGGACCUCGGAUAUCCGGCUGGCAUGUGGCCUGGGCGACCGAUCGCAAGUACCCCGUGGAUAUGGCUGCCUUUGCCUUGAAUACGCGCCUCAUCACCGCACAACCCGACGUGUAUUUUCCCACACACGCUCUGGACGGCCAUCUGGAGACUGACUUUUUGAGCGCCGUCGUGCCAGAGGGUGUCGAGCUAGAGCCCCUCGGCUUUGAACUAGACCGUGUUCUCGUGUGGCACACGCGCACCGAGCUACCCAACCUGCGUCAGGAAGGCAAGCUGCCCCCAGACCGACGCCCCAUCAUCAUUUAG